AUUUCAUAAACAGCGCGACAGGAAAACAUUGCCAGCUUUACAUUGUAUUUUAAAGUGUGUAGUUGUUUAAAACGCAUAAAAGUUUGGGAACAGACACUGAAAACGUGCAUCAUGGAGGAGAACGCCCAGAAGCCAGAGGUGGAAGAGAACUCAUUUGAAGCAUUGGAGAAGGAGUUCCAGGAUGUGUUGAAUGAACUGGUGGGAGAGAAGAGUCUGGAGAAGUUCAGUGUGGAAUAUGAAAAGCUCAUCACAGCCCUGAAGAAAUCACACGAGAAUGAGAAGAGGCUGAUGACGAAAUGCCGAGAGCUGAAAGCAGAGAUAAGGUCCAACUCUGUCAAAGUGGAGACGGCUCUGAAGCUGUCUCAGGAAGACCAGACCACCAUUAUGUCACUAAAAAAGGAAAUCGAUAAGGCUUGGGAAAUGGUGGAUGCGGCUCAUGAAAAGGAGAAGAGGGCUAAAGACACAAUGAAGAAUCUACAGCAGGAAGUAGACAAUCUGACUGUACUUGUUGAGCAAGGAGCUGUUUUACCCUCAGCUGAAGUGCAGAGCGUGGACGAUCUACUCAAAAUCAAGGAGCAGUUGACGGCUGAGAGAGAUGAGCUGCUCUCAGAGCUGGUGACACUCCGAGACAAUUUCGAAAAGGCCACGACCAAGCAACAUGAGGCUGAGGAAGCGAACAUGAAGGCCCAAGAAACCAUUUUACAGCUGCAGCAGGACAUCCAGGUGCGUCUGAACGAGUGCUCGAGGGAGACGCGUCAGAAAGAGAAGCUGGAGAAGGAACUGAAACAGCUUCUUGCAGACUUUGAAGCCCAGCAGUUGGAGAUUAAAACACUAAACGCACAAUGCCAGCAUGGCGAUGAAGAGCAGCAGAGGAUGGAGCAGCAGCUCCAUGAGCAAAAGAUUCUUAACGAGAGAGUCUCUAAGGAGCUGGAGCAGCUGCAAGUGCGCAACACUAAGCUCCAGCAGGAGAAUGAACAGAACUUGCUCAGCAUAGAACAGCUCACCUACGAAAAUAACCAACGAGCCUCUGAACAGAAGAUUGAGAGAGAGGAGGUGAGUCAGAUGAAGCAGGAGAUUGCCAAGCUUACUAAGAUAAGGGAGGCCACUCAGAAGAAGCUACGUCUGAUCGAGGACCAGAAACUGGAGGUGGAACAGCAGAGAGACACACUGAAGAACCAGAUCACAGGCCUGGAAAAAGAAAUUGAGAUGGCACAAAAAAAGACAGAGAUUGACAAGAAGAAAAUAGACGAAUUGAUCCGGGAGAAAGAUAUGCUGAGUAAGAAUAUGAUCAAGGCGGCAAAUGCCACUGAGAAGCAGUUAAACUUGGUGAAGCUGCAUGAGCAGACGAAGAAGAUGUUGGAUCAGGAAAUUCUCAACUACCGAGACGAGGCACAGAAGCAGCGCAAGAUCAUUUUUCAGCUGGAAAAAGAGCGGGACCGCUACAUCAACGAAGCCAGCGAGCUCACACAGAAGGUUUUAUUGAAUAUGGAGGAACUUAAAGUGCGAGAAAUGGAGAUCUUUGAAUACAAGAAGAAGAUCGCUGAGGCGGAGACAAAGCUCAAGCAGCAACAGAACCUCUACGAGGCCAUCAGGGCUGAACGCAACAAUUAUAGCAAGAAUCUGCUUGAUUCUCAGCAUGACAUCACGGAGAUGAAGCGCAAGAUGAAGUCCAUGAGCCAAGAGAAUGGUCAGCUCACAGAAGAGAUCAAGAGCAAAGAGGCAGCACUGGUCAAAGAGCAUCUAGAGUUCCAGCGCAUAGAGAAAGAAAAGGAGGCUCUUAAGGCUGAACUUCAGAAGACAAAGCAGCAGGCCCAAGAGACCAAGCAGUAUAUGGAAAAUCAGGAGGUAGAAGAGCACAGGUUGCUGAAAAUCAUAGCAGACGCUGACGCUGAGAAAGUGCGGCAGAAGAAAGACCUGGAUCAGGUAAUUAGCGAGCGGGACAUUCUCGGGUCUCAGCUGGUGCGGCGGAAUGAUGAACUGGCACUGCUUUAUGAGAAGAUCAAGAUCCAGCAGUCCAUCCUGAACAAGGGCGAGAUCCAGUACAACCAGAGGGUAGAGGACAUCCGCCUGCUCAAGCUGGAGAUCAGGAAGCUGCGGAGGGAGAAGACAGUCCUCAACAAUACUGUGUCCAAUGUGGAAGACCUCAGGCGAGAGGUGUACCACAUGCAAAGGGAUCUGCUUAAGGAGCGAGCAAGGUGUCAGAGCUUGCAAGAAGAACUUGAAAAUCCCAUGAAUGUCCAUCGUUGGAGAAGACUGGAGGCGAGUGACCCGAGCACCUUUGAGCUGAUCCAGAAGAUUCACUCUCUUCAGCGGCGCCUGAUAACCAAAAGCGAGGAGGUAGUGGAGAAAGAGCUUCUGCUCCAGGAGAAGGAGAAGCUGUAUGUGGAGCUGAAGCACAUAUUAGCUCGUCAGCCUGGUCCAGAGGCAGCCGAACAACUUCAGAUCUACCAGCAAACGCUGAAAGAAAAGACCAAACAGCUCAAGGCACUGUCAUCCGAACUCAACAUGUACGAGUCUCAGGCACAGGAGUACAAAUACGAGAUUGAGCGACUGGCUGGCGAGCUACAGAACGUGAAGAAGAAGUAUUUCAUGCAGAAACGCAAGGAGCAGGCAUGCAGGGAAAAAGAAAGGAGUCUGGCGCAGGCUGGGCAACCCCUGAUCAUGCCUCAACGCAUCGAUGGACCCCGUUUUACUGGAGGAGGCUUCAGCCUGAAGCAGGGCAACAAAAUUGCUGCCUGAAACCCCUAAUCUCUCCUCUCCCUCUCUCUCUCUCUCUCCCUCUCUCUCUCUCUCUCUCUGUGAGUCUGGCUGACACACCGGCUGGCUGUUCAAUCUGCGAAAAUAAAUCACACAGUGUAACAUUAUGGUCGAAUGAAAUUAAAAAGCAAAAGCCAUUGUACUCAUUUAUCAAUUGUAAGUAAAGCAGAUGUGUUUGCACUCAUGUUAAUGGCUUUGGUUUGUUUCUUUGGUUUCAUUAGCGGGGUUGUUCUUAGUCAUGGGUUGAAAGAGCAGAAGCACUCUCGCUAUUAAUGAUCUGUUUUUUUUUCAUUUACUUCCACACUUUUUCACUCUUGUAUUGUCUGUUUUUGUCUCCCAUGUUUUUCAUGUGUUUAUCUUCUAGGUUGUUUCUCACUCUCGUUCAUUUUCACCCUUUAUUAUUAUUUUUUUCUUUUUUUUCCCAUCCGUAUUUGCCUGCCUUUAUGACUCUCUAUUUCUGUCUCUACCAGAGCAAAUACUAACAGUAAGGUGAAAGGUGACUGCUGAUGAUGAGUCGACUCUGCUCCUGAACCUCCCAUUCAAUCUCUCUUAAACACCUUCGACAAACAUGAUUAAAUGUCACUCAUUCCCCAGAUACAUGCUGUACAUCGCGUGUAAAUGUAAGUGAGCACGUAUGUUCAUGUCUAAACAUUACCAUGGCCCUAAGGAAAUAAGUCAUCCUUUCUAAGACCCAUGCACGUUUCUUUUUCUUGUAAUCAACAGGCUUUUUUAAAGGAACAACCUCUUUUUUUCUUUUCUUUUAGAAGUUAUGCAAUGUUAAUAUGCUCAUGGACUAGAAACUUGUCAUUAAUAUCAAACCAAAGCCUAUUUCAUGAAAAACAACUCAUGCAAUUCUUAUUUUAUAAUUGUCCAUAUUUUGGACAAUGUAUAUUGCAUGUACUAUUGGUUUUUCAAUGUACCUCACAUGAAUAUGCUUAUGCAUACACAUUCACACUACCUGGACUAGGGUAUUUUUCCUGCAGUCAUUUUUGGGCUGCCCAUUUCCUGUUUUUAUUUUUUAAUUUUUUUUUAUUUAUUUUAUUUUAUUUUUAUUUAAA
Molecule: messenger RNA, 3815 nt
Organism: Pangasianodon hypophthalmus (striped catfish)
Lineage: Eukaryota; Metazoa; Chordata; Actinopteri; Siluriformes; Pangasiidae
Gene: cfap58
Product: cilia and flagella associated protein 58
Exons: 18
Coding region: 112-2739 (875 amino acids)
Cellular component (GO): cytoskeleton
Source: RefSeq, a predicted model, not a curated record